This is a messenger RNA of Mycena citricolor, 1100 nucleotides long. NCBI's taxonomy places the organism in Eukaryota, Fungi, Basidiomycota, Agaricomycetes, Agaricales, Mycenaceae. The record is from the annotation of a GenBank genome assembly.
AGCUCCGGCAUUUUGAUUUCUCCGAGCAAGCUGUCUGCCAAGACAAUGCACCUUUCCGGCACAGGGCACAACACUUAAAAGUGCGUGGAUUGAGAUCGUGCGCCAUAUCCCAUUCUUCAUGUCUGGUGGUGUUGAACACCCCGUUGAGCCCCUCCAUGAGCACGAGCGCCUCCACGAGAGCGAGAUUCCAAGCGAAGAAGUCAUUGGCAAUGUAGGCCCCACAGGAUAUCUCGACCCUCCACCUGGCGUCCCGGUACCUACUGGCUUCGAAGGGCAACCAAACCCCGUGCUUCCGCUCAAUGGCCACCUUAGUGGUCAGGAGCGUCGCAAUGACCUCCAAGGGAAUAUCGGAACAGCUGCCGAUGAGGGGGCAAAGCUUGCGCAGAACAGUCUCCAUAUUGAUCUGCUCGCACGCAAAGUCGCUCCCGAAAUGGCGGACAAAUUGAACGUUGGGUUUGACAAGAGCUGGUUGCCAUUUUUCACGGGGGAAGGGUCCAACCCAGAUGCGUACAGUAUUACGCGGGAGAAUUUCCAGGCAUAUAUACUGUCGCAUCCUGAUCCUGUCGCAUCGAGGUACGCCGUGGUUGACCUUCGUAAUCCUGCCAGUCCGAGCGAUCUUGCCGGGAACGGCGUCAAUACCCAGAUCAGAGGUGCUGUUCAUGAACACGUCGAUGAGGGCACCUUUGCAGGAAGCUCGCUAUCUGUCCCUUAUGAUUUUCGUAAGCUCAAGCUCCCUGUUCCGGGGAAUUUCAAGGCAACCAUUGAAGCCAAUUGGGCACAGGCUGUCUUGCGUGAGCCAUGGAAGUCAAUCCGAAACAAGGACAUUGUCUUUUUCCACUGCCGUGAAAGUAUCAACCGCACACCGUACAUUGCCUCAGGAUACCUUGAGUAUGGGCGGCCAUACAACUCCAAGCAAAAGGUCAUUAUCAUAGAAGGUGGCUUCAACAAUGAAAUCAACUGGCCACAAGGAACAACUGAACCCUGGAAUGUCAAUGUAUAAAGUAGUUGUUCUGUAAAUUCAUUUAAAUACAUUCAGCUAUGUAGACUAACAACACAAGUUAGUCUCACUGCAGGGGGACUUAUUUUUUUUCCGCGGAAAA